Messenger RNA from Dentiscutata heterogama, 215 nucleotides. The record is from the annotation of a GenBank genome assembly. Lineage: Eukaryota; Fungi; Glomeromycota; Glomeromycetes; Diversisporales; Gigasporaceae.
AUGAGUGAAAAAGAAGUUUUAGAAAUUUUAAAUCAAACAAAUACUAAAACUUUUGAAAAAAUUUUAGAAAAAGAAGGUUUUGAUAAAGAAGAAUUAUUUUUAAAUAAUAAAAUUAGUAAUGAAAAUUUAGAAUAUUUUAGUGAAGAAAAUCAAAUUUCUGGACAAGAUGAAUAUGAUUGGAAUCCUGAAGAUUUAUUAAUUUCAGAUGAUGAUUA